GGGUGACCUAAAUAGCAUAAAGUAACAUUGAAACAAAGACAGUGUUAUGAGUGUAGUAAAGGAGGCGUGUCUGCUGGUGGGUAGCUUGCAGGCUCACUGCCGGUGUGGUGUGGAGGACUGGUGGUGGAGAAUGGGAGAGAGAGAGCUGCUCUGCAGAGGGAGGGAGGAAGAGGAGAGGAGGAGGAACUACUGGAGGAAAAAAAAAGUUAAAGUAAAAAUGGCUUCCUUGUCUUUGGAGUCUACAGAACAAUCCGAGAACAGCCCAGAGGAGCCCACGGCACCGGAGUCCAAAGAAGAGGACGAUCCGGUGCAGAUUUCCGAACAACUACUCCAAAGUUUCCAAAAGUCUGCUUUGAGUUUCUCCACUGACCAAGUCUCAUGUCUGUGCGAGGCCCUUCUGCAGGCGGGCAAUGUGGAUCGCCUGUGGAGAUUUCUCUCCACCAUACCUCCUUCAUCCGAGCUGCUACGUGGCAACGAGACCCUGCUGAAGGCCCAGGCUCUGGUGGCUUUCCACCGGGACGAGUACAAGCAGCUGUACGCCAUCCUGGAGAGCUACGACUUCCACCCGUCCAACCACGGCUUCCUGCAGGACCUGUACCUGAAAGCCCGCUACAAGGAGGCGGAGAGGUCCCGGGGCCGCAGCCUGGGAGCUGUGGACAAGUACCGGCUCAGGAAGAAGUUCCCUCUGCCCAAGACCAUCUGGGACGGAGAGGAGACCGUGUACUGCUUCAAGGAGAAGUCCAGAAACGCCCUGAAGGAGUGCUACAAGAGCAACAGGUACCCGACUCCGGACGAGAAGAAGAACCUGGCCAAAGUCACCGGACUGUCCCUCACACAGGUCAGCAACUGGUUCAAGAACCGCAGGCAGAGGGACAGGACUCCGUCCGGGACACACAGCAAGAGUGAGUCUGAUGGGAACCACAGCACCGACGACGAGGCGAGCCCCAUGGACGACAGCCCCGACAAACCAGAGGAGGCUGUCGGUUCCACAGCUUCCAUCAUCUCUCUCUCUGCCGUCCCCUGUGGCACGGGAGGCCAGCUCAUCCUCAACGGCUCCGGUGGCUUCCUCACAGCCUCCCAGUCGUUACUAUUUAAUGGGAAUUCCCUGAUCUCCGGUACUGGUGCUGGUGUCAUCAUUAAUGGGCUCAGCUUGGGCGAUUGCCAGACAGUCACGCUGAGUCCUGUUACAACCAACUCUCCUUUGAUACUGAACGGAGCUCAAGUCAUAACCAAACCUAGUAUCAGUGUGCAGCAGCAAGCAGUUUCUAUGUCACAGCAGGAUGUUUUGGCCAUGGAGGCAAGGCCGAGCAGUCUUCCAGCUGUUGUUCUUAGCACUAACGCCACACAAGUCUCAAGCCAUCCAUCCAUCAUCUCUCUCCCUCUGCAAAGCAAAACAGAAAGCGGCAAUGCAAUGGAUUUCAUCAGUGUCUGUGAAUCAGAGGGCAGCAGCCAGACAGUAUCUUCCUCUUCUUCAUCUUUAUCCCCUUCCUCGCCAACUCUGUCCUCCCCAACCAGGCUCUCCUCACUCGUCUUAACACAAAACCCCCAACGCCUGGAGUCUCUCACCCUCCCGGCCUCUAUGUCGUCUGCAGGCAUGGUAAUCUCCAGUACUGCCAUGCCUCUCUCCGGUCAGCAAGGGGAGUAUGUUGUCUUUGCCACUUCUGGCUCCCACUUAAACCCUUCCAGCUCUGUGGUUUCCUCCACCAACUCCACCCCUCAGGUCUUCUCUCUGCCGCAGGUUGUGCCUUCCAUCCAGGGUAUACCAGUAUCCCAGCUAGUCCAGCACUCUUCAGGAGCCCAGGUGUCCCAGUGCCCUCAGUUGGUCCCAGUAUCCCCCCUCACCUCAUCAGCUCCUCAGUUCCAAAACCAGACAGUGAACACAAGCAACAGACUGGUGCAACAGCAGCAGGAUGCUUCAACAACUUUGCCUGAAGGUGCUACGACCAUCGUUUCUAUCUCACAGCUGACCAACAAUCACCUCCCACAGCGAACGGUACACCAGCUGGGGGACCAAAGCACAAACUCCAUACACAGCAAAAUCCAGGUGCCGCAGGUUAUUUCCAUCUCUUCCCCGACACAAGUAGUCCCGGUCCCCCAGGUCAAAGGCACCACAUCAACACAGUUAGUCCCUCUCUCUAUGCCUCAGCUGGUCCCCGUCUCCCCCAUCCAAACUACUUCCUCCAUCUCUUUCCCUCAAGUGGUACCUGCCAGUCCGUCUCUUUCCAUCCCGUCUGCUGGAGUGCCCUUACAGAUCCUGACUUCAGGUCCUGCAGGGGUGGCACAGGGUCCUCUCAGGAUAAACCAGCUGAGGCCCAUUCAGAGUGUCGGUCCCCCAACCAGCAUGGCCCCCGGUGUGCAGCUCCUCAACUCUGGGAUCAUUCAGCUGCCCUCUGCUCCUCCAGGUAACCUUCUCCUCGGUGGAAGCCCCUACCUGAGUGUCCAGCAAGGCAAGCUGAUUCUGACCAUCCCAGCAGGCAUUCAACUCACCAGUUUGCCGCUGAAACCAGCCCCCGAGCCUUCACCCAUCUCUGCUAAUGGACUGAGUUCCCUUCUCACCCACUCCAGCCUUCCUGUAAUCUCAACCACCUCAGGCCUGACACCCAGUGGCCUCGUCUCCACAUCUCCACUAAACUUCAUCAACUCGUCUCCACCAUACUGUGCUCCGGAGACAGGGACACCUGCCGUCCCCUCCUCUCAUGUUCUGGACCAUUCGGUCACCGCUACAACGCCAAACACUCUCACUCCAGAAAGCAUGCUUACCCUCAGUCCCAUGUACAGUGGGGUGACACCCAGCAGCCAUUUGUCCCAACCAGCCUGGAGCCCUGUGCCCCUCUCCACUUCAGCUAGUCUAACUCUGUUUGAUGUCCGCGGCAAGGGGGACCUACCUGUAGACCCGGCUUUGUUAGGCCUACCUGGUGGAGAGUCGCUGCUUCUGGGAAGCCCCUCGCCGGAGCAGGAUGUGGACGCCAGCUCGGUACUGGGGAAUCCAGAGGAGAUGGACGGGGACUCCAAGAUUCUUACUCAGCUCCAGUCGGUCCCUGUGGAUGAUGACCUGGGCUUGUAGUCCGUUUACCUUGCUGGUCGGCAACCUAGUGUCUCUAAAAACAAAAACGAUGAAACACACAGUACGUUGCAGACUCCGCAUUAUUCAACAUUGUCAAUCCUCUAAGAGCCAAAUAUUUUUUUUUUUU
Sebastes umbrosus (honeycomb rockfish) is the source of this 3191-nucleotide messenger RNA. It is a transcript of the gene six5, whose product is annotated as SIX homeobox 5. Gene Ontology annotation, molecular function: RNA polymerase II cis-regulatory region sequence-specific DNA binding; DNA-binding transcription factor activity, RNA polymerase II-specific. Bases 47 to 3064 code for a protein of 1005 amino acids. Lineage: Eukaryota; Metazoa; Chordata; Actinopteri; Perciformes; Sebastidae. The record is from RefSeq and is a predicted model, not a curated record. Gene Ontology annotation, cellular component: nucleus; transcription regulator complex. Gene Ontology annotation, biological process: regulation of transcription by RNA polymerase II. The transcript is spliced from 3 exons.